This is a messenger RNA of Echinops telfairi (small Madagascar hedgehog), 1789 nucleotides long. It is a transcript of the gene HHATL, whose product is annotated as hedgehog acyltransferase like. NCBI's taxonomy places the organism in Eukaryota, Metazoa, Chordata, Mammalia, Afrosoricida, Tenrecidae. Gene Ontology annotation, biological process: negative regulation of N-terminal protein palmitoylation. Gene Ontology annotation, cellular component: endoplasmic reticulum. Gene Ontology annotation, molecular function: acyltransferase activity. The record is from RefSeq and is a predicted model, not a curated record. Bases 171 to 1682 code for a protein of 503 amino acids. The transcript has 12 exons.
ACUCACCGCUCAUAGCCUCGAGGGGGUGGGGACCCCAGCACUGGACACAAUUCACCGUGGCCCCAGAGCCCAGCCAGUCGGACAGACUCACGGUCGGACGCAAGCCCUCGGAGCCUCAGGUGGGCAGGCUGCCAGGGUCCCUCAGAGCCGCAUCAAGCCCCCUCCCGGCUAUGGGCAUCAAGACAGCAUUGCCUGCGGCUGAGCUGGGCCUCUACUCCCUGGUGCUGAGUGGAGCCCUGGCUUAUGCUGGCCGGGACCUUCUGGAGGCAUCGCAAGAUGGGGCCCACAGGAAGACCUUCCGGGAGUCUGUUCGGCCGGGCUGGGAGUACAUUGGUCGAAAAAUGGACGUGGCUGACUUCGAGUGGGUGAUGUGGUUCACGUCCUUCCGUAAUGUCAUCCUCUUCGCCCUCUCCGGACACGUGCUUUUUGCUAAACUCUGCACAAUGAUAGCCCCCCAGUUCCGCUCCUGGAUGUACGCGGUGUACGGGGUCCUGGCUGUGGCUGGCACGAUGGGCCCCGGGUACCUGCUGCUCUUGCUAGGCCACUGUGUGGGCCUCUACGUAGUUUCCCUCUUGGGCCAGCCCUGGCUCUGUCUCGGCCUGGGUCUGGCCGGCCUGGCCUCCUUCAAGCUGGACCCUCUCAUCUCCUGGCAGAGCGGGUUUGUAACGGGCACUUUUGAUCUUCAAGAGGUGCUGUUUCACGGGGGCAGCGGCUUCACGGUGCUGCGCUGUACCAGCUUUGCGCUGGAGAGGUGUGCCCACCCCGACCGCCGCUACUCCCUGGCCGACCUGCUCAAGUACAACUUCUACCUGCCCUUCUUCUUCUUCGGGCCCAUCAUGACCUUUGACCGCUUCCACGACCAGGUGAGCCAGGUGGAGCCGGUGAGGCCGGAGGGUGAGCUGUGGCGCAUCCGGGCUCAGGCAGGCCUCAGCGUGGCCACGGUCAUGGCGGUGGACAUCUUCUUUCACUUCUUUUACAUCCUCACCAUCCCCAACGACCUCAAGUUCGUCGGCCGCCUCACCGACAGCGCUCUCGCCCUCCUGGCUUACUCCAACCUGGUGUAUGACUGGGUGAAGGCGGCCGUCCUGUUUGGUGUCGUCAACACGGUGGCGCGCCUUGACCACCUGGACCCUCCCCAGGCGCCCAAGUGCAUCACGGCGCUCUACGUCUUCGGAGAAACGCACUUUGACCGAGGCAUCAAUGACUGGCUUUGCAGGUAUGUGUACAACCGCAUUGGUGGCGAGCACACCGAGGUGGUCCCGGAGCUGGUGGCCUCAGUGGCCACAUUUGCCAUCACCACCCUGUGGCUGGGGCCCUGUGACAUUGUCUACCUGUGGUCACUCCUUAACUGCUUUGGGCUCAACUUUGAACUCUGGGUGCAGAAGCUGGCAGAGUGGGGGAUCCUAGCGAGAAUUGAGGCCUCCCUGUCAGAACAGAUGUCCCGCAGGGUCCGGGCCCUCUUCGGGGCUAUGAACUUCUGGGCCAUCAUCAUGUACAACCUCGUGAGCCUCAACAGCGUGCCGUUCACAGAGCUGGUUGCCCGGCGUCUGCUGCUCACGGGCUUCCCUCAGACCACCCUGGCUGUCCUGCUUGUUACCUACUGUGGAGUCCAGCUGGUCAAAGAGCGGGAGAGGACCCUGGCGCUGGAGGAGGAGAAGCUGGACAAAGAGAAGGCCGAGUAGGCGGCGAGGAAAAGGACCCAGCUUCGCUCAGCUAGGCCUGGGCCCCAGGCUCGGGUCAGGCUGACGGGGCCUGGCCCCACCGGGGAAUAAAAUACUUUUCUACCAGA